AUGCAAGAUUAUUGCAAUCUUCUACGAGAAAAUAUUACAAGUCUUACUUCAUAUUCAAGAAGAUGGAUCUGUAGAAUAGAACAACAACCAUUACUUUCAUCAUACAAUACAACAAAAGAGGUACAAUUAAAAAUAGUUCGUACACCUGAACGUCAUGUUGAACUUAUGAAAGCUAGUGUUGAGAAGAUUCAACAAAUUAUUGCCACAUAUACUACAGAAGUGGAAAAAAUGUAUCCACGUGCUUUGUUUAGGAUUACUCAUAGACAUCAUCGAACGGAUGUAAUGAAAAAUUUAUUCAAAGCUGCAUAUUCAUCAUUAUUCGAUCUAUCAAAUAAACUGAAAGAAUUACAUAAACAAGAAACAAUAGCAAAACGUGCUCUAAAUGAUAAUGAUGGUCAAUCUCAAACGAGACAACAAGAAAUAUUAAAAGCCAUUACAGAAAAAAUUGAGCGAACUGAACGAGCCUAUGAUCGAGAAAAAGUAAUUUAUCGUGAGAGAGCAACAAACAUUUAUCAAGAAUGUCGAGAGCUGGAAAAAGAACGAUUGGAUUUGAUUCGAAAAACGUUAAUCAAAUUCAUUAAAGCAGCAUUUUCGUUUGAAAAUGUAAGUGCACAACGUCAAAUCUAUGAAGAUCUUAGUUCGAUGCUCCAAAAUCAACAAAAUACUUCUGAAGACCUUGAUUUUUGGGCACGACAUUAUGGUGUGUAUGAUCCAACAACAUCUCGGUCAUCUUUGAUGAGUCACACAGAUGAUAAUCGUAACGAAAGGAACUCUACUCAAAUGGCCAGUCAAAGACUCGAGAGGUCUCAAAAUUUCGACACUCUCAGCCACACAACGACAGAAAUAUAUGUAAAUGAAUCAAGAAUUGAACAUGAUGAAGCUGAAAGUGCCGAAUGA
This is a messenger RNA of Rotaria sp. Silwood1, 897 nucleotides long. Lineage: Eukaryota; Metazoa; Rotifera; Eurotatoria; Philodinida; Philodinidae. The record is from the annotation of a GenBank genome assembly.